AUAUCCACAGAUGAUUGCUCAUGUAAAGAGACCAGUGGCGCCUACCAAUUCCCAGAAUGUGAUAUUACAUAGAAUAUACCUGUUCCUUGGAUUAUGUUUAUUUACAUUGGUGUUCUACUUCUCUUACAUUGAGCCUAAGAAAUAUGCAACUCCUGAAGCCCUGUUGUCAUCUCUGCACACUCCAAAUGAUUCUAGUAAAAUUGAGAAGGUUUGUCCCAACUUGGUGCUGUUCUUGACCGACGAUCAAGAUGUUGUGUUGCUGGGAGCCGAGCACAUGACUAACCUGCGGGAGCUACUCGUCCGACAAGGAACCGUCCUCUCCAAUGCUUAUGUUGACACUCCUCUCUGCUGCCCCAGCAGGUCAUCCAUCUUGACUGGUCGUUAUGUGCACAACCACGGCGCCAUUAACAACUCUCUCGAGGGCCACUGCAGUGACCGCGUCUGGCAGAAUGGGCCUGAGAAAGCAACGUUGGCAGUGCACCUACAGAUUGCGGGCUACCGUACUUUUUUCGCGGGCAAAUACUUGAACCAGUACGGCAGGGCGGAGAGCGGAGGUCCUGCUCAUGUACCCCCAGGUUGGCAUUGGUGGCAAGGCCUGGUCGGCAACUCCAGGUACUACAACUACUCGCUGUCCAUCAACGGCAGCGAGGUGUGGCACGGCGAUCACCCCGACGCAGACUACCUCACCAGCGUCAUCGAGAAGCAGGCCCUGCAGUUCCUCGCCUCGCUGCCGCCCAAGAGUCACGACCUGCCACAACACGAGGCUCCCUUCUUCAUGAUGCUGUCCACGCCGGCGCCCCAUGCACCCUUCACGCCUCAGCCGAAGUAUGAGGACAAAUUUCCAGAUUUAAAGGCUCCUCGAACUGCGAACUUCAACGUGAGGAAUGACGGCACCAAGCACUGGCUGCUGAGACUCGGUGAGCAGCCUCUACGUGAAGAGCUUCUCGACAAGGUGGACGACAUUUUCAGGAAUCGGUUAAGAACGCUCCUUUCUGUCGAUGACAUGCUGAAGAAAAUAGUGGAGUCCCUGCAUGAAAAAGAAUUGCUGGAUGAUACUUACAUAAUUUUUACGUCAGACAACGGCUUUCAUCUCGAUCAGUUCUCCCUGCCUUACGACAAGAGACAGCCCUACGAGUUUGAUAUCAGAGUUCCGUUUGUUAUACGCGGUCCUGGGGUGGGCAAAGGCGUUACUCUGCCUCACCCCAUCAGCAACGUGGACCUUGCACCCACAUUACUGAGUUUGGCUGGCGUCGCGGUACCAAAGGAUAUGGAUGGUGUCUCCUUGAAAUCUUUUUUAUUACGUCAUGAGGUUAAGGAGGGUGCCUCAGAGUUGCGUUCUAAGUCUCCGUCGCUUUGGCUUGGCAGCCGAACCCUCCUGGUGGAGCACUCCGGGGAAGGGUUUGCUCGCACCGACGGAGCAUGCGGGCACCUCGGGCCAGGGAUGUACGGCUGCGAUCCUGAGUUCGACUGCAAAUGCACGGACUCCUGGAACAGCAGCUUUGCCUGUGUGCGCCAGAUCCGUUUGGUGUCCGAUGAUGCUAUUUAUACUUCGAAUGACGCUUCGGUGUCUGAUAUUAACAUUCAGAAUAGUUCACGGUCUCGACUGAAAGAAGAUCAGGACGAUCAUUCAAAAGACUCGGGAACAACAAUAACUCAUAAGCACCAAAAACUCAAAGGGAGAACUACAAUAUAUAGUGAGCCUGGUAGCGUCAGGACGGCGAAGGACGUGGUGUUCUGCAGGUGGCAGGACCAGGAGGAGUUUGUCGAGUUCUACGACCUCAGCGAAGACCCCAGCCAACUGAUGAACGCGGCGGGGCGGCUCAGCGCCGAACAGCUGUUGUACUACCACGCACUGCUGGACGCUCUGGUGCGGUGCUCGGGGGCAGCAUGCCAUGUGGCAUGAGUGUCUUGUGGCGUGAUGGUUAGUCUUGUGGCGUGAUGAUCUGUGUCUUGUGGCGUGAUGGUCAGUGUCUUGUGGCGUGAUGGUCUGUGUCUUGUGGUAUGAUGGUUAGUGUCUUUUGAUUGAUUAUUUGUAUUUUAAUGAUAUCUGUAUCGAUGCUCCUCUACGAAUUUUUUAAUUCAAUCUGAAUUGGAAUGUAUGUUUGCAGUCUCUGCCCAUCAGAUGACAUUAAAAACUUUUUACAUUUUUUUGUCAAACUGAUUUAAAGCUUGUUCAUCUAUAUCAAAAUCAAUCAGAAAACCCUAAUUGUUAUGUUUGUUAAGAACAUUUUAUUAAUGACAAUAUUUCAAUUGUUCAUAGAUUAAUUGCUAAUUUUCAGCCAUGUUAUUUCUAAAUGUGGUGCAGGCUGUCGAAUCUGAUGCUCUCUUUUGCCAUAUGUUCUGUCGGCCAAUAUCAGUCAGAUACUUUCAGAUUUUAAUUAUUUCGUAAAACUUGGGGCGAUAACAAUAGUCAUUUGUCCGAGAGCUGCUUUAGAUGUUAUUUAUAUACUCAUAAGGCCACCGCUUGUUUCUGGAACAAGCUUUUGUUAUAACGGCUGAACGGUCAGGUUUAAAGAAAUGUUCCGCCUUAUGCUACGUUGGUCCUGAAGACAAAUGUGGUCUUACUUAUUGUGUAAGAAAUUUCUUAAUAAACUACUUAUUGGAUAUACUUACGUUAGAUAUGAUUUUAUAAGUUCUGACGUCUUGAGAUUAAAUCAUGUUUUGUUAUGUUAUUUAUAGCACCAAUGAAUAGGCUUCUACCGACGAAUCCCUCAACUGAAUCUAUCUGCUUAUGUAAUUUGAAUAUUCUCUCAAAUAGACACGAUAUUUUUGCAUAUUAAAAUAGGGCUUAAAUUUAAAAUAGUUUCCUGAAUCCCGCCAAGAACAAUCACCUCCGUGAGUUAGGCUGACGUUGAAGCUCCUCUGUCGUGUCUAGUCACAGGAGUGAUCUUUUUCUUCUUAGUUGUCGAGAAUUAUUCUAAUAAAUAAGAAAAUCUUCGAGCGCGUGGUUUACAAUUUUAUGGUGCAAAUGUGAACUUACGUUGCGAGCAGCAGUGCCGUUCGUCUCUACUCCUUGAGAUACUCAGGCAAGUCAGUUAAUUUUCUAAGAUGCUGCAGCAAAUAUGCCAUUUUGUGGACGGCCUUUGCUUUAGAAAGUCAUUUAUUAUUUGGUGUUCAGAGAAAGGCGUGGCACUUCUUCCGUCUAGCAACGCACUUUUUGUUGCAUGGGUCAUCCUGAUGCAGUUUAUUCCGAAAAAAGUGCGUAUCGGUGCUACGAGGAGAAGUUGUGUCACUAUUUGCAUUAUUUGACCCAUUCAUUCAUGUGAGUAUUCUCAAGCAUCGCUGCUGGGCUAUGUUAAGCUGCUCGGCCAUUAUGCUUAUUGUUAUUUUCAGUUUAUGUAAGCUGUGAAAUUUGUUGAAUACUUGUUUAUUCCUGAUAUAGUGUACCUAUGUGUAAUUAAGUUGAAAUGCACGGCGGCAGCUGAAUGUUUAUGUGUGUGCGUGUUGAAACUUAUGUCAAGUGGAGAGCUUCGCUGGACACUCCACCUUCUCAUCUCUGAAUAUUAUUUCCUAUUUUUAUAAGAUAAAUAUUGACCUGUCCGCAUGGCUGAAGUGAAGUAAAUAUGAAUAAAUUAG
This is a messenger RNA of Hyalella azteca, 3576 nucleotides long. Its product is annotated as N-acetylglucosamine-6-sulfatase-like. NCBI's taxonomy places the organism in Eukaryota, Metazoa, Arthropoda, Malacostraca, Amphipoda, Hyalellidae. The transcript is spliced from 4 exons. Gene Ontology annotation, molecular function: N-acetylglucosamine-6-sulfatase activity; glycosaminoglycan binding. Gene Ontology annotation, biological process: glycosaminoglycan metabolic process. Bases 11 to 1903 code for a protein of 630 amino acids. The record is from RefSeq and is a predicted model, not a curated record.